This is a messenger RNA of Jaculus jaculus (lesser Egyptian jerboa), 3382 nucleotides long. RefSeq names its product CWF19 like cell cycle control factor 2 (gene Cwf19l2). The transcript has 18 exons. Gene Ontology annotation, biological process: mRNA splicing, via spliceosome. Gene Ontology annotation, cellular component: post-mRNA release spliceosomal complex. Lineage: Eukaryota; Metazoa; Chordata; Mammalia; Rodentia; Dipodidae. The record is from RefSeq and is a predicted model, not a curated record. The coding region runs from base 8 to 2677 and encodes 889 amino acids.
AACAACGAUGGCGGCUUCCUGGGGAAGAUUUGAAAGUGCGAAGAGUAUCCAGGAGCGGAAAGAACAGACCCGACUUGCCAGGGCCGAGGUUUUGCGCCAGGCCAAAGCCAAUUUUGAAAAAGAAGAAAGUCGUAAAGAACUUAAACGACUUCGGGGUGAGGAUACAUGGAUGCUGCCUGAUGUGAAUGAGCGAAUUGAACAGUUCUCACAGGAACAUUCUGUGAAGAAAAAGAAGAAGAAAGAUAAGCAUUCAAAAAAAACAAAAAAAGAGAAGAAAAAAAAGAACAAGAAGCAGAAAUAUGAAAAGAACACUGAAUCAACUGAUAGUUCAUCAAGCUCUGAAAAUGAGUGGGUUGAGGCUGUUCCUGCCCAUACCAUUGGCAAGGAAAAGGCCUGGAAAGUGAAAGAUGAAAAGUCAGAGAAAGAAGAUGACAGCCAAUAUUUUCAGAGGGACGAGUGGAUGACGGUUGAUUUUAUGUCUGUUAAAACUGUGUCCUCAUCAUCACUCAAAGCUGAAAAGGAAACUAUAAGAAAAAUAGAACAAGAGAAAACCAAAGCACUUGAACAGUCCAAACUGCUGGAAAGAGAGCUGAAUCCCUAUUGGAAGGAUGGUGGGACAGGUCUUCCAUCAGGAAACUGUAGUGUAUCAGCAGUUACUAAAGCUUCAGGAGUAGAGGAUGGUGGAUUAAGCUGGCUAAGAAAGUCUUAUCAAAGAAUGAAGGAACAAGCUGAGAAAGAAAAUAGAAAUUUUGAGGAUAUUGUGGCUGAAAGAUAUGGGUCAAUGGAGAUAUUUCAGUCAAGAUUAGAAGAAGCUGAAAAAGUUGCAUUGAAAAAAGAAGAUUAUAGAAGAGAACGGUGGAGAAAACCAUCAUAUUCAGAUAAAACUCAACAUAGUCAAGAAAGUAGAAAGUCAGAUUUAGUAAAGUAUAAUCAAUAUUCAAAGGAUAGACAUAGCACAACAGGCCAUGCGAGCAGUAGCAGUAAUGAUACAAUCAGAGGUGAUGAGAAGGACAUGAAAUCUGGGUCAUUAGAGACAUGUCAAAGAGAAUCCAACUUCAGACAAAAUCAAGAGUUCUCUUCUCCUGGAAAUUUGAGACCUAAAUUCUUAAGACCCUCUGAUGAUGAAGAACUGUCAUUUCACAGUAAGAGCAGAGAUCGUAAACCAUCUACUUCAUCUUCAGCAUUAAGUGCUCAGGCUUCUUUGCAUUGUGGUUUUCGAAAACCUACAGAUGACAGUGAAGACAGUGUGAUGUCAUGGAGUUGGUCUUGCAGGAGAGAAGGAGAUAAGAAGCAUUUAGAUCAAAAGCCACUGGAAGCUCAUAGCAGCACUGACCACCGACCCCUUCCUGGAGCCAUGAGAGAAACAUCACAGGCAGAGAGCUUAAGAGAUGACUCACCAAGAAGUGGACAUUUGCAGGAAACCAGUUGCAUCCCAGAGUAUAAGCCCACCCACAUCCUGAGUGUUGAUGAGAAGAACAAGCUGGGAGCCAAGAUUAUCAAGGCAGAGAUGAUGGGAAAUGUGGAAUUAGCUGAACAGCUGAAAGCCCAACUUGAAAAGGCAAAUGAAUGUAACAAAACUGCAACACAGAUACCAUCCAAAAAGUCAAGGGAUGAGGAGCAGCAAGAAGUGAUCCUUAUUAGAACAGAUGUGUCUGGAAGAGCAUGGCCUGUGGAUGUACCAGGAGAGCCUCUGGAAGCUAAAGCAGGAAGAAGGAAAAGGCAGAAGAUUGCAACCCACGAGAAAAAAGAAAGGGUCAGAUACUUUCAUGAUGAUGACCAUCUAAGUCUGAAUGAUUUGGUCAAGAAUGAAAAGAUGAGCACAACUGAGAGUCAAAACAAACUUUUUGUGAGAAUGGCAUCUAAGUUUAUGGGAAAAUCAGAUGGAGACUAUUACACUCUGGAUGACAUGUUUGUGUCCAAAGCAGCUGAGAGAGGACAUCUUGGUGAACAGGAAGAAAACCAGAGGAAAAGAGCUAUUGCUGAGCAUCAGAGUCUCACUGCACAAAUGGAGAGAUGCCUGUACUGUUUUGACAGUUCUCAAUUUCCCAAACACCUGAUUGUUGCAAUAGGUGUUAAGGUGUAUUUGUGUUUACCCAACUUUUGCUCUCUUACUGAGGGCCACUGCCUCAUAGCCCCUCUGCAGCAUCACCGAGCAGCGACUUUACUGGAUGAGGAUAUCUGGGAAGAGAUUCAGAUGUUUAGAAAAUCACUAGUAAAAAUGUUUGAGGAAAAGGGAUUGGACUGUGUCUUUUUAGAGACCAACUUGAGCACAAGGAAACAGCAUCACAUGGUUUAUGAAUGUAUUCCUCUACCAAAGGAAGUGGGAGAUAUGGCUCCAAUCUAUUUUAAGAAAGCCAUAAUGGAAUCUGAUGAAGAGUGGUCCAUGAACAAGAAGUUGAUUGACUUGUCUUUGAAAGAUAUCAGAAAGUCUGUACCCAGAGGCUUACCUUACUUCUCUGUGGACUUUGGUCUCCAGGGAGGAUUUGCCCACAUCAUUGAAGAUCAGCACAAGUUCCCUCAUUACUUUGGAAAGGAAAUCAUUGGUGGCAUGCUGGACCUAGAACCAAGGCUUUGGAGGAAGGGGAUCCGAGAAAACUUUGAGGAUCAGAGGAAGAAAGCACUGCACUUUGCUCAGUGGUGGAAGCCCUAUGACUUCACUAAAAGUAAAAAUGGUUGAGGUGCACUGCCUACAUUUUAUUUCCAUCUCUACUCAGUUUUGUAUCUUCUGCACCUAAUUGAAUGCUGAGCAACAACCCUUGGGAAGAAGCGACAGCACUAGACUGCUCUGUGUCUCUGACAGCUGCACACUGCUCCUUCAAUUCAGUUUCCUUCUCAUGGCGGGACUUUUUGCUAACUGUGGAGUAAGAACAAGUAUAUUGGGAUGACUUGAUCACAUUCCUCUCCACCUACAUCUUGUUCCAAAUUAUUCAGUCAAGCUAAAGAAAGACUUGUUUGAAGGAGUAGCUCUGAGGCUAUCAGUUUUUGAGGAAUGUGGUCUGUUCCAGGUAAAGACUAUUGCCUGGCUCCUUUGUGUAUUUUUUUAGGAUAAGACCUAAUACAUUCAGUAAUAAUUAAUAUUUAUUCUUGCAAAAUUUAAUGGAAGAGCUCUUCAUUUUUUACCAGUAGGAUAUACUAUCAUUGUGUAUUUCCUUUGUUAAAGAAAAGGGAAAGAUAUUUUAAAAAAUGAAAUGAUAAUGUAUUCAUAAUUCAAAUUUGUUUUUAUUUCUGGAUAUGGUUUGGAUUUGGGGGAAUCAUAAAACUAAUUUUUCUUGGGGCUGGGGAAAUGGAUUAGCAGAUGAAGGCUCUUACUUGCAAAGUUUGCUGGUCUGGGUUCAAUUCCCUAGUAACCAGGUAAAGCCAGAGGGGUAAGAGGUCCUGACAC